UAUAUUUAUGAACAGCCCCGCAGCUGACUGCGUCUCUUCCCGUGCUAUGACCGGAGGCGGUGAGUCGGGCUGCUCUGCCGACCAAUCACAGCCCGCCGUUCUCCCGGAGGUCAAAGGUGACGCACAGCUGACCUCCCAGCAGACCGGGGGCUCCAGACGGCAGUCGUCUGGUCAGGUGCCGCUCCGGUUGGAGAGUGAACGCCGCAAACAUGCUGCAGGACUGGUUCUUUGGCACCGUGCUCUCCAAGGAGACCUCAGAGUACCGAUGGCUGCCGACGUUCUCCGAGGUGGACGAGAGCUGCGACAGCGUCGACCUCAAGGAGGACGAGGACCACCACAAGACGCUGGAGCUGACCAUGGCCGUGCUCAGCCCGGACGCCAAGCAGGGCGAGGUGCAGGAGAUUGAGGUGUCUACCAAGGACUCCCGGGAGGCCGACGUGGCCGUCACGAUAGCCGUGCUGGUCGGCGGCUCCAUCUACCAGUCGCUGCUCAAAGUCGAGCUUCCCCAGGUGCCCGCCACUAUCAGACUGAAGAGGGGCGAGGGACCCGUCCAUUUAAUCGGAAAGGAGUAUGUCGACCGGGACAUUGACCCGGACGAGGAGGCGGGAGAGGAGGAGGAAGGCGAGCUGGACGAGGCGGCAGAGGAGGAGCUCGUCGUCGAGCCGCCCGUACAGAAGAUUGACACCAAGAAGCGGAAAAAGCCCGAGACAAACGGCAAAGCUGCCAACAGCAACAAGGCCAAGCGGUCCAAGGUAGAGGCAAAGAACGGCACAGAAGACGAGGACGAUGAGAUGGACGACGAGGAAGACGACAUGGAGGACUCGGACGAAGACUACGAGGAGGAGGCGCCUCAGGCACGCGGGAAGAAGGCCGCCAAGAAGGGAGCCGCGACAGCCGCUGACACAGCAGCAGCAAAGAAAGCCGCUGCGGCGGCAAAGAAGGCUGCAGGAGGGUCCGGAAAGAAGGCAAAGAAGGGCGCGAAGGCGAAGGCUUAGUCAAAAGAGCGUUUAGAUGACGUGUGUUUAUAGUUGGUGUUGAAUAUACUUGAUAACCAUUGAACUGAA
Amphibalanus amphitrite is the source of this 1064-nucleotide messenger RNA. RefSeq names its product nucleoplasmin-like protein ANO39. Gene Ontology annotation, molecular function: RNA binding; histone binding; chromatin binding. Bases 210 to 995 code for a protein of 261 amino acids. The transcript has 6 exons. Gene Ontology annotation, biological process: chromatin remodeling. Lineage: Eukaryota; Metazoa; Arthropoda; Thecostraca; Balanomorpha; Balanidae. Gene Ontology annotation, cellular component: nucleolus; nucleoplasm; cytoplasm. The record is from RefSeq and is a predicted model, not a curated record.